Rotaria sp. Silwood2 is the source of this 1495-nucleotide messenger RNA. NCBI's taxonomy places the organism in Eukaryota, Metazoa, Rotifera, Eurotatoria, Philodinida, Philodinidae. The record is from the annotation of a GenBank genome assembly.
UUAAACUUAAGGACAAAAGAAUAAAGAGUGAUCGAGGUUAUAUAACAUCAGAUAGAUCUAAUAAGAAGAAAGAGGAAAAUAAAAAUAAAGAAAAGUAACCAUAAGAAGGUGAAUCCGCUAACAAAAUGCAUAUGUUGUUACAUCUGGAACGAUAGCUACAUCAAUAAAUCUAUCAUUCAAACCCUUAUGCAUUCAAAAUACAACAAUCAAAAACAUUCAAUCUAUGUCAGACGGAGAAUAUGUAACAUUUCCAUGUAAAAUUAUUGACGUUGGCUCAGUCAGCAUUCUAAAAAAAAGUUUCUUACGAAAUCUUUUCUUCUUGAGGAGGAAGUUGUAUUGUUUAAUAAUGUAAAUAAAAGGAUUCACAAGUUAAAAAAAGAAGUUCUAGUGGCUGAUAAAACUGAUUACAUCAAACUAAAUUUUUGGGAGAAUAAUUUUACAUUUAUAGAAAAGGAUCAAUAUUACUUAAUUAAAUUAGCAAAAGUGAAAAUAUUUAAUGAUGAAAUGCCUGUAACAACGACAACACAUACAACUUGAGCUUUUCUAUUAUUUGUCCUUAUUUUUACUUAAUUUAUUUAUAAACAGUUUCCAAAUUCAGAAAUAUCCCUUAAUAUAUACUUCUGACAAAACAUGUAGAAAUAUUUCUAGAUUUGAACCUAUCGAAAACAUCGGUGAUGUUGCUUCUUGCGAUUUUAUUAACAUCGUACAAGAUUCAUCAAUAGCAGGUAUAAUAACAGCAAUUGAAGUAAUAGAGCAGCCUUGUCUUUGUCCAAAAUGUUAUUCAACUGGCGUUGAAUAUAAUGGCAAGACUAUAAAGUGUAUAAUAUGUAAAUCAAGAUCAUUGUAUUUAAAAGAUUCAAUCCAACAAAACGAAAUAAAACUUCACGUAACCGAUAUUAAUCAUAAUAUAUUUGAAUUCAUUGUUGAAAGAUCAAAAGUUCAAGUUUUAUUACAAGAAUCUAAUCAUGAACAACUUUGUCGAAACGACUUAGUGGAAGAUGAAGAUAUCCUCGUAUUUAAAUUCAUUGCAGAAAUUGGUGACAAUGAUGAAAAUGCAACAUCCAACACUCAAAUAUCUACUGAUGAAGACAAAAGUUCAUUAUCUUCUGAAGAUGAGCAAAAUGAUGAAAUUCCAUCGAUUAAUGUUCAGACAGAUCCAACUUUACAAGAAAUUCGUUUAUUAGUUAAACGAAUUCGUAGACUCGUCAGUCUUGUUUGUAAAUCAUCAAAUCUACACAAAUACGUUCAGCAACAAAAAAAGGAAAAGAAAUUACCUGGUGAUGUAACUUGCCAAUGGCUGUCAGGUAAACACUAUCAAACUUUAUCAAUUGUUUAUGUUAUCAAACAUGGCUUAUGUCAUGUUAUUACACAACCAUCAUCAAGUCCACAAGCUAAAAUCGAAAAUAUAAUAAAAGAAUAUUUACUUAUCGCUUUUAAAUAUCAUUUCGAUGAAAAAUUAAGUGUUGAACAAAAGGAAGCGAUUCUAGCAAGUUAA